GUAAGAUCCACCCCAAACCAAAAAAACAAAAAUGACAUUGACCAAAAACCCUAGCUCUUAUGAGCUCACCAAAUCAAUCGUCAGUAAGGUCCACAAAACCCCCCUCAAUGCCCGAGAAGAGUUCACCUCCUCGUAUGACUCCAAUAAGUUGUUCCCCAGGUUCCACAUCCCCAACGAGUCUAGCGAUUCCCAUUUGAUAUUCAAGUACGUAACAGAGGAAUUGUCGUUGGACGGAAACCCCACGUUGAACUUGGCGUCGUUUGUCAACACAGAGCUUUCAGAACCUGCCAGAGCUUUGAUCAACGACAACUUGGUGAAAAAUUUGGCUGAUAAUGACGAAUAUCCCAGUUUGAUUGAGUUUCAGGGAAGAUGUAUCUCCAUGAUCAGUAGCUUGUGGCAUGCACCGCAACACUACGAUGAGCAAUUGAGGAGAGAGGUUCCUGCCACUGUGGGCACCGCCACUACCGGCUCGUCGGAGGCCAUUAUGUUGGCAGGUUUGGCCUUGAAGAAGAGCUGGCAGGAAAGACAGCGGCAGGCGGGCAAAAGUACCGAAAACCCCAACAUCUUGAUGGCCACGUGUGCGCAGGUGGCAUUGGAGAAGUUUGCCCGGUACUUUGACGUGGAGAACCGGUUGAUUGAAAUUAGUGCUGAAAGUGGCCAUGUAAUUGAUGUCAAGAAGAUCAAGGAGAACAUUGAUGAGAACACCAUCGGGAUCUUUGUGAUUAUGGGCUCAACCUUCACAGGGGCGUUCGAGCCGGUGUUGGAAAUCAACAACUUGUUGGACGAAGUUGAGAAAGAAACCGGUGUGGACGUUAAGAUCCACGUUGAUGGGGCCAGUGGAGGCUUUACUGCUCCAUUCACUCACCCCAACUUGAAGUGGGAUUUUCUGGUUGAUAGAGUUGUAUCAAUCAACACUUCGGGCCACAAGUUUGGUUUGACCACUGCUGGUUUGGGUUGGGUAAUCUGGAAGAACAUCAAGUAUUUACCUGAGAAUUUGAGAUUUAAGUUGGACUACUUGGGAGGUAUCGAGGAGACUUUCAAUUUGAACUUCUCUAGAGCCGGAUUCCCCGUCAUUCACCAGUACUACAAUUUCUUGACGUUAGGUAGAGAAGGGUACACCAAGUUGUUUGACAAUUGUAUGAACAAUGCGCGGGUGCUCUCGUUGUUCUUGGAAGAGUGCUCUUAUUUCGAGGUGUUGUCUGUGAUCCACAAACCCGCUAUCCCAGGAAGUUAUAAGCUCGACAAGAUUGAUGAUACCAACUUCCACGAGCAGUACCAGCCAGGAUUACCUGUGGUUGCGUUUAGAUUCUCCAAGGAUUUCACAAAGAAGUACCCCGAGAUUCCACAGAAUAUCCUCUCUUUGUUGUUAAGAAACAAGGGAUUUAUUGUCCCCAACUACCACUUACCCCCUGGGGAACAGCUGAAGGAGAUUUUGAGAGUGGUGGUCAAGUCAUCACUUAGUUUGAACUUGUUGGAGAAGCUUAUGCAAGAUAUUCUUUCGUCGGUAGAGUUGUUGAUUUCGUCGUGCGAUUCUGUCAGGAACUUAAUUGCUGCAAAAGACAAAGGUAAGCUCGAUCACAAAGUUGUUUAUGACUUAUUGUUGUCGGUUGCUUCUAAUGGGGUUGAGGAACUUAAGGGGCAUCAAAAGAAGUUCCACGCAGCCAAGUCUGGUCACUCGCCUCACAAGAACUCCUACAGAGGAGCUUGUUAAAAAUAUGACUUGAGUUUGAAUUAGUUUAGAACUAGACAAUGUAUGAAGUUCAGUUCCUAAGACACUAGUUGUGUAAUAGUUGGAACCUCUGC
This is a messenger RNA of Yamadazyma tenuis ATCC 10573, 1803 nucleotides long. The record is from RefSeq and is a predicted model, not a curated record. Lineage: Eukaryota; Fungi; Ascomycota; Pichiomycetes; Serinales; Debaryomycetaceae.